AUGACUGUUCACUGCAUGGGCAACUCUGCCAGUUAUGGCUCUCAUAUAUCGAAGUGGAUCUCAGGAUCACCUGUAGAGCUCUCGACCCGGUGUAUGUCUCAAAAACGCGUUUCUACCACCCAAGAAGAUACCUGCUUACUCGGUGAACGAACAGUAAAUGAACAGACAACCAAUGAUUACACUUUCAUCCAUUCGCGCAAAGUGUCUUACGUUGACGAUUACUGGUCUUACCGAGAUUGUGAUAGUGAAAGGUCAGAUCUUACACUGAUUCGCGCAGUUCCAGCUGCACCUAGAAAUCCGUCAAAGACGCCACCUUUCCCUAAACUCUUGAAGAUGGAAGUAUUGAAGCACACUCAACAACGACGCAUAAUGGCAAACGUUAUCGAAAUCAACUCCAAAGCUAUUGAAGUCAGACCUGAAAAGUCCCCGGAUUCUCCAGGAAACGGCUGUUCGAACUGA
Messenger RNA from Opisthorchis viverrini, 459 nucleotides. RefSeq lists its product as hypothetical. Bases 1 to 459 code for a protein of 152 amino acids. The record is from RefSeq and is a predicted model, not a curated record. The transcript has a single exon. Lineage: Eukaryota; Metazoa; Platyhelminthes; Trematoda; Opisthorchiida; Opisthorchiidae.